Aphis gossypii (cotton aphid) is the source of this 1952-nucleotide messenger RNA. RefSeq lists its product as uncharacterized. Bases 217 to 948 code for a protein of 243 amino acids. Lineage: Eukaryota; Metazoa; Arthropoda; Insecta; Hemiptera; Aphididae. The transcript is spliced from 5 exons. The record is from RefSeq and is a predicted model, not a curated record.
AGUCGCAGUGUCAUACGAUAAGUAAUCCGUACGAGACCUCAUUUAAAUUCUAGCCCGCCGUAAUAGAUCGAUUGAUAUUUGGUACUCUACAAAUGUCGUCACAGAAGGUUAUAGUGUAAUCAACUAGUCGAUUUUUAAAUCAAGAACACCACCAUAUUUUUGACGAUAUUAUAUUAUAUAAAUACACGGCUUAGAAGAUCGAAAUAAAUUAUUAUUAUGGACUUGACGAUAGUGGAUGAUCCAAUAACGUACCUGUGCAAUGCGUCCAGAAGUUUCGCUCUUUUGAAUAACUGCGUGUGUUACAGUCUCUGUUACCUCUAUGUAUAUUACGGUAGACAGUAUUUUCAGAAUUACAACCUCCAAUUAAACACAGAUUUCAUUAACAGUCUGACACUAUUCUUCAAGAACGUGAAUACAGCAGAAAAAAUGUACUUUUUGCUUUCCACGUGUUUGUUGGUGUUGAUGAUAUUAAUGAUUUUUGCCAAUCAUAAAUUCAGAUCUAAAUUUAAACCCAACGUAUUCACGAUCAAGCUAUGGUUAAUAGUACACGGAGUGGUUUUUUAUUUCGUUCUCGUCUCUUUCAUUAUACCGUCAAUAACUACGAUAACGAAGAAGUACGAUGUGUUGCUGGUUGGAAUUAUAACCGACGCGAUUUUAGCUUAUGAAAUGUAUGUGGUCAAAUGUCUGUACAAUGAAGUACGUCUUCAGAACAUGUCCGUUUUUGAUCUGAUCAACUUCACUUCUAUGCGACACUCGGCACAGUCCACAUAUCAAAGUUCUCAUUUAGCGGCGAUUUAUUCGACCAUGGCGCUUAUUAUGUGGUACUUUUUGUGGAUAUUUUUUAUACUCAGAAAACGGAUGAAUCCCAAGCCACCGAAUAAUAUGUCCAUACAGGAUAGAACAUCAAAUACUGGGAAUAAGGAUUAUACAAGUGUAUACUGUACAUAGAUAAUUAAUAAUUAUAUUAUAGGAUAGUAAAUUAUGUUGGUAUAAUAGAUAGAAAUCACAAAUAUUAAUUAUUUUAUAAUAUUGUGUAAUUAAACUGUCAAACUUUUCAAUUUAUUUUUGUCAACAAAGAUUAUGAGCUUAUUUCGUGGACAAUAAAAUAAUUAAAAAAAAUAUACCACCAAACUAAAAUAUUAUAAAUCGUAUAGAGUUGUCGUUGUAUAUAAGUAUAUUCAAUUAUUAUAUUAUUCAUGUUUCAUAUACGAUAUACUACUUAAAAUAAUAUACAAAAAUACGAUUGUAUUUAAAGUUUUUACCAGAAAAGAAUAUUAAUUUCGUCCGUAUUACUGUAUUAGGCACAUACUAUCAAAAAAAAAACAUUUUAAUUUUGACUUCAAAAAUUUUGUUUUAUUAAAACUAAAAAUCUAUGUAUAAUGUAUUCUGCAUAUAUAUUAUCUAGGUAUACAUAUAACGAAUUUUACGAAGAUGGUUACGACCCGAUUGAGCAUAAAACACCUUUUUAAAAACAUGAUUGAGAAAAUGUUUUGUUUUAUAAAAGUGUCAACAUCCAAUUUGCCUGUCUAAUAAAAUAAUUUGUAAAUUGUCUUUAUAUCCUCCAUAUUAAAAAAAAAAAUAAUACAUUAAAUUUAAUAUGUUUUGAUACAUUGUAAAUUUAUAUGUGAAGAAUUCAAUGAUCUCACUGAUUAUCCUUAAACUAAAUUAUUUAUUUCUAUAAUAAUUUUCAGAUAACACUGUGAUACUGAUACAGCUAAAUCAUCAAUCGAGCAGACGAUAAUCGUUUAUCAAAAUGAAUAAAUCACGCGUUUAUUUAGUAUCAGAAAUUACUUAUUUAAAUGACUAAUGCCCUAUUCGACGUCACAAUGUGACAACAUUGGUUAAAAUAAUCUAAGCUUAAUCGUUGUACGUCGUUGAUUAAAAAGAUGCGUACAUGUUCAAUCUGCGAUCGUAUUAAUUAUAUUAUGUUCAACGGUUCAACCAUAUAACUU